UUCUGUCUCCGUAUGUUAUGGCCUCAGGAGGCUUGUACCGGUGGCGGAUGACAGCUGUAAACAAGCUGCGGUGAAACUCAGGCACUUUGAGGCGAACCGAGCGGGAAGAGCGCGGUGACGAUUAAAAGGCGAAGAGCUCAAAAAAGAUGGUGGUGCGUAGGGCCAUGGCCCCCUGCGGGCUGGUUCUGUUGAGUUUGUGGCUGUGUAUCCAGUCAGUGCCGAUCAGUAUGGACAAGACCAAAGAAGAGCCUUUGAAGGAGGAGCUGGAGCCACCGCAGAGUGCUGAGACGGGCCUGCACUACGACCGCUACCUCAGGGAAGUCAUUGAAUUUCUCGAGAAAGACCCCCACUUCAAGGAAAAGCUCAAAAAUGCCAACAUGGACGACAUCAAGCAGGGCAAACUUUCCAAAGAGCUGGACUUUGUCCACCACAAUUUUCGGACCAAGCUGGACGAGCUGAAGCGGGAGGAGAUGGGCAGGCUACGGAUGCUCAUCAGGGCCAAGCAAGACAUCCAGGGGGGGAAUGGCCGGACAGUGGACCACCAGGCCCUGCUCAAGCAGUUUGACCAUCUCAACCACCUGAAUCCACACACGUUCGAGGUGGAGGAUCUGGAACGCCUCAUCCAGUCGGCGACCAACGACCUGGAGAACUACGACAAGAGCCGCCACGACGAGUUCAAGAAGUACGAGAUGCUGAAGGCGCACGAGAGGAAGGAGCGGCUGAACGCCAUGAGUGAGGAGGAGCGCAGGGAGGAGGAGCAGCGCUACGAGGAGAUGAGAAAGAAGCACGCCGAGCAUCCCAAAGUCAACCACCCUGGCAGUGAAGACCAGCUGAAGGAGGUGUGGCAGGAGUCAGACGGGUUGGACCCAGACAACUUUGAUCCCAAGACCUUCUUCAAAAUACAUGACAGCAACGGAGACGGCUUCCUGGAUGAGAGUGAGCUUGAAGCUCUUUUCACUAAAGAGCUGGAGAAGGUGUACACCCCGGGCAACGAAGAAGACGACAUGUUUGAGAUGGAGGAAGAGAGGCUGCGCAUGAGAGAGCACGUCAUGAAUGAGGUGGACACGGACAAAGACCGACUUGUGUCUCUGAGCGAGUUCAUAGCUGCCACUCAGAAGGAGGAGUUCUUGGAAAAAGACGAGUGGGAAACAUUGGAUCAAAAACCCAUCUACACGGAGGAGGAGAUGAGGGAGUAUGAGCAGCAUCUGGUCAACGAGGAGAACGACAUCAACAAGAAGUCUGAGGAGCUGUACAAGCAGAGGGAGGAGCUGGAGAGGAAACAGAAAGAACUGAAUAAUCAGAAGAUCGGGCUGCAGCAGGCGGUGGAAGAAAUCGAAAGGAUGAAAUCCUCGGUCAAAGAGCCGGCCGCCUCCGUGGCCACAGGUGAAGGUGUACCUGUGGUACCGGUCGUACCAGGAGACGCUCGCCCCCCGCCCCCGCUGGGUCACCAGCAGAGGGACGUACCGGUGCCGGGACACUCUUAGCGGACCUUCUGAAGUGAAUGCCAGUGAGCGUGUGCGCGUCUUUCUGCCUUGUGAUGAUUCCAAUUGUUUGUUUGUUUGUUUGUUUGUUUCCAGGAUUUUCACAACACCAGUCGACAAAGAAUAUGCCGAAAUAUUAGGAGCACAUGAGAAAAUGUGAUUUCAGGCUUUAGUGCCCAUUACGCGCAAUGCGGGAAGCGUAAAUCAGAAAUGUGGAGCCGGUCCAGUGUUCCUCGUGAACAUUCAACCCUUUUGUUUUUGUCUUUUUGGUCCUUUCAUCGCAGCGAGGACUUUCUUCUCCAUGGGGAAGAGUUGUGGGGUCAAACCGGAGAGGUCGGGGGGGGCGGGGCGUUGUCUGAAGAAGUGAAUGUUUUGUUAAGCGCACAUUGUAGUUUAGUAUCACUGAUCUGGUCAGGUAGAGGAAAUACUGUAAAAGAUAUCUAUUUAUUAUUAAACUUAGCUGAAUAUUUCAUUCCGAUUUACUUUGCGUAGUUAGCUAAAUAAAAUGUAUUUUUCUGAUAACUCGCCUUUCAGCAUGUUAAUUUUACAUUACAUGUGUAAUUUUACAUAUGUACACAAGUUGGUUUAAAACAUGUCAAUCAAUCUUGGUUGAUUUGCUUCUUUCAUGUAUCUCAACUGGUGUAAUAAGCCGUUAGGACUCCUGAACCACACAUCCUUAUUUCAUUAUUUUAAGUUUAUACUACUUCAAUAACAAGCAUAUAUCGUGAUGACCAAAUGAUUGAAUAACACAGAUAAAGUUCAAUAAUAUAUUUCAAUCUUUUAAUGUAUUAUAAUUGUGAUGAUGUUAGUGACGAUUGUAUGAAAUCCAAAGUUAAUGUAUGUGCGCAGAGCGUAUGUGUGUAUGUUUUUGUUUUUUUUAAUCAUCAAAUCAAUCAUUUAUUCUCCAACCCGUAAAAUGAAACGGUCAAGAUGUGAAACUUAAUUAUAUAUAAAUUAAGCAGAUCAGAGAUAGUUAAGCUUUAUAUUAUGUUUCCUUUUCACAGAGCAGUUUAAUUGUGCGGAAUCAUGAAACUCUUGUACAAGGUUUGAAUGUGGACAAUAAAAUGAAUGAGCUUGCA
Messenger RNA from Gasterosteus aculeatus aculeatus (three-spined stickleback), 2560 nucleotides. Its product is annotated as nucleobindin-2. Gene Ontology annotation, molecular function: calcium ion binding. Lineage: Eukaryota; Metazoa; Chordata; Actinopteri; Perciformes; Gasterosteidae. The record is from RefSeq and is a predicted model, not a curated record. Gene Ontology annotation, cellular component: endoplasmic reticulum-Golgi intermediate compartment; extracellular exosome.